AUGUGUGUGCAAGACGCAGAACAAGUCAGUGAGGGAAUGGAAAAUCAAGAGGCUUGGGCUUUGCAUUCUGAAUUAUCAUCUACCCAGAUGGAGAGUUGUGACAGGAACACUGCUUGUGAUCCUGUUGGUCUGGGAAAUUCAUUUCCGCUGGAAAGCAUUUGUGAGGAUACAGUUGUUGUGGAGAAGAAACAGAGCUUGUUAAGUAGCUUCAUCCCCGCCCUUCGAUCUGGGGAGUGGUCUCACAUCGGGCAAAGAUCUCAUAUGGAGGAUACUCACAUAUGUGUUGCAGACCUAGCUAAGAACUUUGGUUACAAUUCACUCAGUGAGGAAGCCAUCUCCUUCUAUGGAGUGUUCGAUGGGCAUGGGGGAAAGGGUGCUGCCAACUUUGUCCGUGACCAUUUACCAAGAGUCAUUGUUGAAGAUGCUGAUUUCCCUUUAGAACUAGAGAAAGUGGUCACAAGGUCAUUCAUCGAGACAGAUGCUGCCUUUGAAAAGUCAUGCUCUCUCGAGUCUGCCCUGUCUUCUGGCACAACAGCACUCACUGCAAUGAUAUUUGGCAGAUCUUUACUUGUUGCAAAUGCUGGAGAUUGUCGAGCAGUCCUCUCUCGACAUGGAGUGGCCAUGGAGAUGUCAAAAGAUCACAGGCCUUGCUGUGCCAAUGAAAGAAUGCGGAUUGAGUCAUUGGGUGGAUUCAUUGAUGAUGACUAUUUGAAUGGACAGUUAGGUGUUACCCGAGCAUUAGGUGAUUGGCACAUCAAAGGACUAAAAGAAGUUGGUGGAAGGGGUGGUCCGUUGAGUGCUGAACCAGAACUCAAAUUGGUCACCCUAACAAAAGAAGAUGAGUUUUUGAUAAUUAGUAGUGAUGGAAUAUGGGAAGUGUUUACAAGCCAAAAUGCAGUGGACUUUGCUAGAAGGAGACUGCAAGAGCACAACGAUGUGAAGCGUUGCUGCAAGGAAGUAGUGGAGGAAGCAAUGAAGCGGGGAGCAGAAGACAACUUGACUGUAGUGAUUGCUUGUUUUCACUCAGAGCGACCUCCCUCAGUUACGGUGCAAAGGACAAGAGUCAAAAGGAGCUUUUCUGCAGAGGCGAUUCAGAAUCUUAAAUUUUUGCUUGGAGAAUAG
Ilex paraguariensis (yerba mate) is the source of this 1122-nucleotide messenger RNA. The record is from the annotation of a GenBank genome assembly. Lineage: Eukaryota; Viridiplantae; Streptophyta; Magnoliopsida; Aquifoliales; Aquifoliaceae.